This is a messenger RNA of Prorocentrum cordatum, 1908 nucleotides long. The record is from the annotation of a GenBank genome assembly. NCBI's taxonomy places the organism in Eukaryota, Dinophyceae, Prorocentrales, Prorocentraceae.
AUGCACUCGACCUCCCCGCGCGCCGCACGCACCUUCGCCUCCACGGGCUUCGCGUCCAUGGUCUGCUUCCGUAGGUCGUCCAGCUCGGUCUGCAUGGCGUUGACAGCCACCGCCCAGUCGGGGUCCUUGCUGGCCGACUUGAUCUUCUGGGCCAGCUCGUCCGCUCCCUUGGCUUUGCCGGCCGUCGGCGCCUGGCUCUCGAGGUGCAUGCCGCCCUCGCUGGCCUGGGAGGUGCCCUUUUGCAGCUCCGCGUUCUGCUUCUUGAGCUUGGCCACCUCAGCCUCAUUCUGCUUCCUGAGCUUGGCCAUCUCUGCCUCGCUCUGCUUCUUGAACUUGGCCAGCUCUGCCUGCGAGCUAGACAGUGGGGCGAUGGCCGAGCCCUUCCCGCGGCCGCCGCUGCCCCCGAAGGGCUCGCGCGUCAAGGUGACGACGCUGCGCCCCCCUGCGACGGGGACCGUGAGGUUCGUCGGCCCGACCGCCCUCGGCGUCGGCACCUGGGUCGGCGUCGAGCUGGACGAGGAGCGGCAGGGUCUGGGCGACGGGCGUGACACGGUCGCGGACGCUGCAGGCCUCCAGGGGUCCAAGAACAGCCAGCAGCACCCGACAGUGCUCCACAGUGGGGGCGCCCCUGCGGCCGUCCACCAGCCCGCGCCGAGCCCCGCGGAGCUCCUCAAGCUGCUCGAGGCCGCCCUGCCUGCGCAGAAGGGGACCUUCGACAAGCUCGCGGCCAAAAAACUUGCGGAGGCGGCAGUGGAGUCCGAGCGUAAGGCCAGUGUCUGGUACGAGGAGCGCCUGGGCAUCUCUUUCCAGGCCGCCGCGGCGCAGCUCAAGACCUCCGAGGCAGCUGCAGCCGCGCUUGCUGUGCUCUCCAAGAAGCAAGAGGCCGCCCCUGCCGCCGCAGCCUCCAAGCAGGAGGCCCGCGGAGGGGCCGCCUUCGACUUCGCGAAGCUGCUUGAGUCCGUUGGCGGGGUCGAGUUCGUGGCUGGUUCGGCUUUCAACGCCACAGGGCUGGACGUCCGGCAGGCCCGCCCAUUCCGCCACCCGGCUGCCCACGCCGACCAAGCCAUGGGCCAGCUGGGGCAUAGGAAGCCCGCCCCCAAGUUUUCCAGGGGGCCGCUGGACUUUCUCGACUUCCAGGCGGCCACCCUGACCGCGAGAGGGAACCCGCCCACGGUGAUCAUCAUCCACUUGCGCGACGGCCUGGGGGCGGCAGGUCUCGAUAUCCAGAAGCUCCAGCAGGCGGGCGCCCUCCUGCGAGGACUUCGCGGCGAUUGGAUCCAGCCGGGCGAUUUCGACGCGCCGCCUGCGCAGCUGGCGACAGGCGGCCAGGCGCAGGAGGCGCAGGGGCACAUCGUUCGACCCGGCAGCGUCUCCUUCGCCCAGUGCGCAGGCGGCCGCGCGUUGGACAACGGCGCCACCGGAGGGGGUGGCCGCCGCAAGCCCGUCUCCUUCGCGGCCGACGUCGGGGGCGAGUUCAAGUCCCACGUGGGCCCCAUCGCCCAAUGCGACGCGAAGGGGACUGCAGGGGCCCACGCGCUGGCGCCGACCGCGCCGCAGGGCGCCAUCAGCCAUCGGCUUCAGACUGAAGAGGUGGGGCUGGGCAAACCUGCCAGCUACGUCGCCGAGUCCAUCAGCUACCGAGGCAUCAAGGGCGAGGCCUGCGCCCGGGCAACGCCUGCGCCGUGGGCGGGUCAGCAGAGCGGCGGGCCGCAGUCUCAGCGCGCGCUGACGCCGCGGCCCGCGGCUGCGACCGACGGCGCCGACGAAAAGCUGCAGGUCGAGGCGCCCAUGUCCCGCGCGGCGCCUCAGCGCCAUUCUGCGCGCGAGAAGAGGAAACAGCUGGAGGAGCUCCGCGGCCAGAUCGGCCAGAUCUCCGACUGGGCGGAGAGACUCCAGGCGCGACACUAG